GGGUGUCGGGGCCCCUCCCGGCGGGGCGGGGCGUGCGCGGCCGCACGUCCGGAGCGGGGCGGGACGAGACCGGGCCGGCCCCGCGCGGCACCGGCAGAGCGCCGUGGGGCUCGGGGGGGUGCGGAGCCGUGCGGUGCGGCUCGGCUCUGCUCGGCUCUGUUUCGCUCCCUUCGCCUUGGUUCCGCUCGGUUCGGCGCGCAUCAGCUCGGCUUGACGUGGUUCGGAGCGGAUCGGGUCGGACUAGAGCCCGGCACAGCCCGGCACAGCCCGGCACAGCUCGGCACAGCCCGGCACAGCCAGCAGAGCAAGGAUCGCGGAUCGCGGCGGGGAUGGCGGUGCCGGAGCCGGACGCGCGGCUGGCGCAGGAGAAGGAGGAGGAGAGCGAGGAGGAGAGCGAGGUGCUGGAGGAGAGUCCCUGCGGCCGCUGGCAGAAGCGCCGCGAGCAGGUGAACCAGGGGAACAUGCCCGGCAUCCAGAGCACCUUCCUGGCCAUGGACACGGAGGAGGGAGUGGAGGUGGUGUGGAACGAGCUGCUCUUCACCGACAAGAAAGCCUUCAAAGCACACGAGGAGAAGAUCAAGACCAUGUUUGAGCAGCUGGUGCUGGUGGAUCACCCCAACAUCGUCAAGCUGCACAAGUACUGGCUGGACGUGAAGGACUGCAAGGCACGGGUGAUCUUCAUCACGGAGUACGUGUCCUCGGGGAGCCUCAAGCAGUUCCUCAAGAAGACCAAGAAGAACCACAAGGCCAUGAACGCGCGGGUGAGCGCUGGGGACAGCGCGGCGCCGGGGGUGGCUCCGGGUCCCUGUGCAUCCCUGUCACAUCCCUGUGCCUGUCACAUCCCUGUCACAUCCCUGUCACAUCCCUGUCCCUGUGCCCAUCGCCUUUUCUUCCCCUAUGCCCUCCCAAUGCCCGCCCCGGCAGUUUGGCACCGGGUGUUUGCCAACGGUGGGGAUGCCAGCUGGAGGUGUCUAGGUGAGGGUGCCCAGGUGCAGCUGUCCCAGGGCUGCCCAGGUUGGGGUGCUCAGGUCAGGUGGGGCUGUCCCAGGGGUGCCCAGGUGGGUGCCCAGGUGCGCUCCAGCCCUGACCCUGCCCCGUGUCCCUCUCGUGCUGCAGAGAAGGCCGACGGCACGGCCGUGGACAUCUUCUCCUUCGGGAUGUGUGCGCUGGAGAUGGCCGUGCUGGAGAUCCAGACCAACGGGGACACGCGGGUCUCGGAGGAGGCGAUCGCGCGGGCGCGGCACUCCCUGGAUGACCCCAACAUGAGGGAGUUCAUCCUGUCCUGCCUGACCCUGAACCCCGACCGGCGCCCCAGCGCCAACAGCCUCCUGUUCCACCGCGUGCUCUUCGAGGUGCACUCGCUGAAGCUGCUGGCAGCCCACUGCUUCAUCAACCACCAGUAUCUGAUGCCAGAGAACGUGGUGGAAGAGAAGAUCAAGGAGCUGGACCUGAACAUGGUGAUGGCCGAGAUCCGCAGGGAGGGCCGGCCCGGGGCGCAGUGGAGGUGGAACGGGAUUUACCCCCUGAUGAACUUCGCGGUCUCCCGGCCCCACGCCCUGCCCCGCGCCCUGUCCCAGCCCCCCGAGGACCCCCAGAAAGCCAAGACCCCCACGCCAGAGCCCUUUGAUGUGGAGACCAGGAAGGUGGUGCAGAUGCAGUGCAACAUGGAGCUGAACGAGGACAAGAGCCAGUGGCACCUCACGCUCCUGCUGAUCCUGGAGGACAAGCUGCACCGCCAGCUCAGCUACGACCUGCUGCCCACUGACAACUCCAAGGAUCUGGCCACGGAGCUGGUGCACUAUGGAUUCAUCCACGAGGACGACUGCGAGAAGCUGGCCGCCUUCCUGGAGAGCGCCUUCCACAAGCACCGCUCCCAAGCCCUGUGAGCCCCUGAUGCCGAGGGGCUCCCGACCCAGCCGGCCCAGCAGGACCGUCCCGAUCCGUGCUCCGGGCG
Messenger RNA from Onychostruthus taczanowskii (white-rumped snowfinch), 1954 nucleotides. It is a transcript of the gene NRBP2, whose product is annotated as nuclear receptor binding protein 2. Gene Ontology annotation, cellular component: endomembrane system; cytoplasm. The coding region runs from base 330 to 1886 and encodes 518 amino acids. The transcript has 16 exons. Lineage: Eukaryota; Metazoa; Chordata; Aves; Passeriformes; Passeridae. Gene Ontology annotation, molecular function: protein serine/threonine kinase activity; ATP binding. The record is from RefSeq and is a predicted model, not a curated record. Gene Ontology annotation, biological process: intracellular signal transduction; endoplasmic reticulum to Golgi vesicle-mediated transport; protein phosphorylation.